AUUGCCAAAUACAUAAAGUGUGGGUAUGUAUUUUCCAUGUUUGUAUUAUCCGGCUCUUCCUCCCGAGCACCUCCGGUAUAGAACGUGUCUCAAGCUUUUCCAUAUCCCAAGAAUUUUGAUCAUAGUUUUCAACUAUCAUAGUUAUUUAGCGAUCUGAGGGUGUAAUUUUUUGACCUUCAUAAUGGUUAACGCCACGACAGAUAUAAAUAAAAGCUGUUCAACCACAACAAGCUCUACAGUCGUACCUCUCUUAGUCAAACCGAAAGAGACGAGAAAGUUCCCCUCGAAACCCUUUGACAACUUCCGCAGCGAUGCAGAGCAAGAUCUGGAGCACGCUAUUUAUGUGGGAAGAAAUGGGAGAAGAUACAAUGAUAAAGUCGCGGCAUCGAAUACUGCUAAUACAAACCUGGUUAGAACUUUGAGAGGCCGCCAUUUGCAGGUAUGAUAUUCUUCAUGUAGACUUACAUGAGCGAAAAAUGACUGUGAUAGAUGUUCGCGAUUGGAAGUUCCAUAGGUUAGAUCUCCGUUCUUUCGCACACCUAAAAUAUCUAACAAGGAUAGGUACUGGGCUGUUCGUAGGCUCAGGGGCAGCAUUAGCAAGUGGAGGUCCUGGUUCUCUGCUUCUUGCAUAUAUCUUGAUAGGAGGAAUGUUAUACUGUACUAUGCAAGCACUAGGAGAAAUGGCAGUCACUUUUCCAAUCGCCGGUAAUAAAACUGACAGUGUCUUGAUCACAAGAAGACUAAACAAACUCUAGGUUCAUUCUCGACAUUUGCUACGCGCUUUAUUGACCCAGCUUGGGGCUUUGCAACCGGCUGGAACUAUACCAUUCUAUGUCUCAUCAUUAUGCCGGUGGAGCUCAUGGCCGCAGCCAUUACUCUCGAGUAUUGGGAUCUUCCAAUACCUGCUUGGGCUAGUAUCACAAUCUUCUUAGCCAGCGUCGCUUUUAUUAGUCUUUGUGGCAUCAAAACAUUUGGUGAGGCAGAGUAUGCGUUCUCGAUACUCAAAGUCACAGCUAUCAUAGGUUUCAUGUAAGCACUUGUCAUGAAAGUCUCAAGUGAUUUUUCUAACAAGAUUUUUCUAGCCUUCUUGGCAUCGUGAUAAAUUGCACUGGGACUCCUCAGACGGGUUAUAUAGGGAGUAAGUACUGGAUUAACCCGGGGGCCUUCAAUCAUGGUUUCAAAGGAUUUUGUAACAUACUCGUUAUGGCGGCAUUUUCCUUCGCAGGAACAGAACUAGUUGCAUUGGCUGCUGCCGAGACCUAUAACCCAAGCAAAUCCUUACCAACAGCUAUUAAGCAGGUUUUCUGGCGUAUUGUUCUGGUGAGUAUCAAAUGAAGCAUCUGAUUGGAUUUACACGAAUUAACAAUUCCUAGUUUUAUAUCUUGAGCAUAUUCAUUAUAGGCCUACUCGUCCCCUACAAUACCCCAUCCCUUCUUUCCACCUCAAAUUCCACCACCAAUAAAGCCUCCCCGUUCAUAAUAGCCAUUCAAUCAGCAGGUAUCGAUGGCCUAGACUCAGUAAUGAACGCCGUAAUCCUAAUAGCUGUCUUCUCCGUCGCCAGUUCCUGCGUCUUCGGCUCUUCGCGUCUCCUCGCCUCUCUCGCAGCACAAGGCCAAGCUCCUCGUUUUCUAGCUUACAUUGAUCGUAAAGGCCGUCCUAUAGUCGCCAUUUUUAUCUCUUUAGCUUUCGGCGUCCUUGCUUAUCUAUACGUCUCUUCCAUCGGAAAUGCUGCAUUCACGUGGUUACUAGCUCUCUCGGGUCUAUCGACACUUUUUACUUGGGCAACAAUCUGUUAUUCGCAUAUCCGAUUUCGUAAAGCAUGGGCACAACAGGGCCAUAGUACUGAUUCCCUCAUCUAUCAAUCUUCAGUUGGUACGGCCGGUUCGUGGAUUGGCUUGAUCAUAAUCAUAUUAGUUCUCGCAGCGCAAUUCUGGGUAGCGGUUGAUCCACUAGGUGAUGAAAAUGAGGGAGUUAAUGAUAAGAUUAGUGGUUUCUUUGAGGCAUAUUUGGCAUUACCGGUGGUUUUGAUGUUUUAUGCGGGGUAUAAACUUUGGUAUAGGACUAGGUGGAUGAAGAUUGAAGCGAUCGAUUUGAGGACGGGUAGGAACGACGUGGACGCAGGGUUUUUGUAUAGAGGAUCUAGGGGGCAGAGAUGGGACAUAGGAAUGGAUGAGUGGCCUAGAUGGAAGAAGAUUUAUAAGUUGCUUUGUUAAAUUCAUAUUGGAGAUAAUAACUUAUUUUAUUGUAUUGAAUAUUGUAUAUUUUAGCUACACACUUAGAGUUCAGUUCUCAGAUUAAUACAUUUAAGAUUCGCUGUAUAUGUCCUCAUGGCACCGGGUUGACGUCAGCCCAACCAAUAAGAAAUAGGCUGCGCAACGGGGCUCCGCGGGGCGGACUAUUGCCCUUGGACGGUAACCCGCGGAUGAUCCAUUUGUGGGGCGGGUAAUUGAAGAAUUUGAAUGGGAAAACCGCAAAUAUCUAUUAAUUUGUGGAUAAUCUAUUAAUCCGCGGGUAGGUAGAUUAUCUGC
Molecule: messenger RNA, 2528 nt
Organism: Sclerotinia trifoliorum
Lineage: Eukaryota; Fungi; Ascomycota; Leotiomycetes; Helotiales; Sclerotiniaceae
Source: the annotation of a GenBank genome assembly